GUCAUGUGACUUCAAGAGGCGGAUGCGCCAUGGGUCGCUUGUGCAGGCCGUUCUGUCAGCCCCUUGCCGAGUAUUCGUGAGAAAUCUGCCGCCAAAAAGGAUUACAAGAGCCGGCGUAUGCGACAGCGCACAAUCUCGGUGGAAGAGUCCAGCGGUGGGAGGAAAGACCGUGUUGAGAAGAGUGGUGCGCCCCCAUGUGCCUCUGGUGGCGUGGCCGGGGUGCUGGAGCGCGUGCAAAGUUGGCCGGCAUGCGUGGACGCCCCCCUCGGGCAGCCCUCCACGGCACCGGCCGAUAAGCCAUGAGUAGUGGCAACCUGACGGAAGCGGAGAUUUUGGAGCGGGCUGCGGAGGAGCGAGCGGCUAUAGUUGCACGCUACGACCGCGGCCGAGACAAGGACAAUGUUGCCCAGAUCGACCCCUGGGAGGAUCCAAAGUUCGAGCUGUACCAUGUCACUGACAAGUACGGCUUCAUACACAAUGAGCGGCUGCCUGAGAAGUACACGGUCCACGAGGCAAAGGUUCGCGACCAAGAGAAUGUGCGCCUCAACAAGUGGCGCAAAAUGCUCGAGAGCUGGGACAAGUACUACCCGAACGAGAAGGAGCGCACCAAGAGCACCAAGUACACCACUAAGUUGCGGCGGCGUGUCUUUAAGGGAAUACCCAAUGCAGUCCGAGCUGAGGUGUGGCUGCGGCUACUUGACGUGGCUCGCAUCAAGGCCGAGCAAGAGGGCAAGUACUUGGAGAUGCGGGAGCGUGCACGCUUGUGGUCUCCAGACAUUCGGCAGAUUGACUUGGACGUCAACAGGACGUACCGGAAUCACAUUAUGUUCCGGGAGCGCUAUAGCGUCAAGCAACAAGCCCUGUUCCAUGUCCUAGCAGCAUACUCUGUGUACAACACGGAGGUGGGCUACUGCCAAGGGAUGAGCCAGAUUGCUGCUCUCCUGCUCAUGUACAUGAAUGAAGAGGAUGCCUUCUGGGCUAUAUCCGUGCUCAUGACCGAUGAGAGGCAUGCCAUGCAUGGCUUCUUCAUCCAGGGAUUCCCGAAGCUGCGGCGCUUCCAGGAGCACCACGACAAGGUGCUGGGCCGUCUGCUGCCCAAGCUGAAGCGUCACCUGGACCGCUACGAGAUGCACACCUCGCUGUACACGCUCAAGUGGUUCUUCCAGUGCUUUCUCGACCGAGUGCCCUUCACGCUCACACUGCGCCUCUGGGAUGCCUACAUCCUGGACGGCGAGCCCGUGCUGACCGCCAUGUCAUACACGCUGCUGCGCCUGCACCGCAAGACCUUGCUCCGCAUGGGCAUGGAGGAGAUGAUCGACUUCCUGCAGGCCCGCCUGGAACAGGACUUCGGUUUCCACGACGACGCAGCCAUGGAGGCCCUGCAGGACGCCAUGGAGGAGCUGCGGCGGCACGGGCUGGCUGUGCCCCCGGGCAGGCCACCCCCGUCGGAGCUGCCCCAGCGGCCAUUUGGGCUCGAGCUGCCCCCUUCCGCUUACUUGCCGCACCGGGGGGCUGCCUCACCUCGCAUCCGCAACUCUAACAGUCGCACGCUGACCAAUGGGAGUCGUGCAUCGACGCCAUCGGGGCGAGCCACGCCAGCUGCUGUGGAGAACGACGAUGUGGUGUCGGAGGGAUGUCCCGCAACUCCGAUCGGGGGCACCAGCAGCCUUCUGCGCAAGGGGACAUCCCCUCUGGGCCGACGGGGCGGCGACACGAGCGAGGACGGUGCGAGCUCGGUGGUGGACCCGCUGAGCUCUCGCAACUCGCUGGCCGAGACAUCGCAGACGUCGGCUGCCGACCUCUCCAGCUUCUCGAGCCCAUCGGCGACACUGCGGAGAACGCCGUCGCUCUACGACAACGUUGACUACCAGGAGAGUCUGGAGGCAGCGGCUGCUGCUGCGGCACACACUCCGGUCGCAUCUCUGCCUGCAGCCGGAGUCGCCUCGGCCAGGGGCGCCGCCCUGAGCCAGCAGCGAGCCGGCCAGGAGUCGCCGGAGGCCAGCGGGGAGGCGGUACGCAUCUACGUGCCCUACCACGGGGCGGGCACCGCCACCGCAGACAAGGACUUGUCCGGCGUAGCAGCGGCAGCAGUGGCCAACGGCGACGUGACACCAACCAACCAGGACCCAAACAAGAUCACCAUCCACGUUGACCUGCAGCACUACGGCGCGGGGGCGAUGACGGCUGCACCCGUGGCGGGACCGGCAGCCGCGAUGACGAGCGUGCGCUGCGACGGCGGAGACAGCGGCACCCUGCGGCACACGGGCAACUCAACCUUUCACCACGUUGCCACCACCGACCUCUAGCGGGAGGCGGCGCGGCCCCGUCCCUCGGGUGCACGCCAACGUGCUGCUGGGACCACGGUUACAUUGAAAUGGGCCAAAGAACCGCAGCAACGUGGCACCUCGUCAGAGCAUGGCCAUUCAGCUGUAUGCUGCUCUGCAGGGCUGCUGAUCAACUGAGCUGGCACGUCUGCCACGCCUUGGCCACAGGUGUCGGUGGCCUCGGCUACUGCCACCGACUUCUCAACUUCUCACCCCCAACCCCUCGCUGCUUUUGUUGCGAAAACCAAUGAGUGCUCCUCUGGCACACUAGAUGACUACUAAGAGAAAAAUUCUACUGUCACGAGUGCACCAUGUGGGUGUAAGCCAGAAGUGGCAACCCUGUGUUGUCAGUCAGGAUAUGCUAUCAGGUGAACACCAGUGUUCCCAGUUGCAGACGACAUGCUCGUUGCUGAAAGCAUGUGCACAUGGUUCGUGUUACGUACCAAAUGCUGCAGAUACGAGGAGCACCGGGUACGCUCAACCUUUAUGUAGGCUAAAAAUCUGGGUCCAUUUGCCUCAGAUUUGGCGCAGAGGUGGUGUUUUCGUGGUGCAUGCCAUUUAGUGCACUUCGGUUCAUUACUUGAGUGUUCCACCUGAGAAAAAUCAAAACUAUGCGCCAUCUGCUGUGGCAGCAUACAAGAAACUGUAAGCAUGAAUGAACCAUCACUACAAUGCCGUGAAAUGAACUUCUUUGUUUGGCAUUUCCAAAAGUGAAUCGUACUUCUGAAAGCAAGUAUUUAUUCCCUACGUAAGUAGUAAUACACUCAAAGAUGGUCUUUAACUUUGUGUACAAGGAAAUGCCAUAUCUGAAUAAUUGAAGUGCAAAUGAGCCGGCUGUUGAGCUGAAAAAGUAGCAUAAACUGUGUGUCCCUGGUUACUCAUUGUUCGGUCUAACCUUGCAAACAGCAACCCUGGUUCAGCAGGGAAGCAUUCUUUGAGCCACGGACAUGGGCAACUUGCCAGCAACUCCACGCAGCCUAACAGGCACGUGGCAACCUCACUGAUACUUUUGUCACUAGGUUGCUGAUUAGUUGGCCAGUGGCCUCUUUAAAUGUCUGGCAAACUCGCGUGCGAGUUCUUUGUGACAAAGUUGCUCAUUACUUGCUGGCUUAGGUAUGGCUUGCAGAUCUGACCCCUCGCAUCGAAGUCUUUUAUUGCUUGGGUUGGUUUUCAAGCAUGCACAGGUUACCUUACGGGUUGCACUGAAGUCACUCAGGCCAUUCUGAAGCUGGCCAUUCUUAGUCAUCUCUAUACUUUUUGUGUGUUUUGCAUUGUGGAGUGGGUUUCUUACUUCUAGAAAUGUAAAAUUUGUGUUGAAGUGGGAAGCAGAGAUGACGUACUCUUAAGAGUCGUGCAGAUUUUGCACAUUGUUUGCAAGCACGGAUUUCUUUGCAUGGCCCGCAGCCUGAAUUCGUUCGUUUGUUUAGUUUUAAAGAAUUACUAGUGCUAAAAAUGAACAUUACCAUCCCUGCCUCAUUAUGGACUCAGUUGUUUCUUGCUGCGCGGGGUAUCGUCAUCCUGACAUUGAUCACACGGGGCUUACAGAACACACUAUAUGUAAGGAACCCUUGCAAUACAUUGUCGUUGCAACAUGCAGUGCAUGUUUUUGUGCAUGUAUUAAAUGCUGUAAGUGCACUCUUUUUUGUUUUUGUUUUGUGAUGGUUUACGAAUGGCAGCAGUACUUUGAGCCUUGCAUCUUGGCACAGAGUUGGCUGACAGGCAACACUGCCUGUUUUGGUGUGACUGCUUGGACGUUAAGCCCUCUGAGCUUGAAAUUUAGGCACAUGACUUUGUAAGGGUCCUUGGUUUUACCUUGUCCUAAUUUCACUGAUCCUAGGCAGAUUAUGUAGUGCCAAAUUAGUUUUUCUCUGGGAAGUGCGUGUGUGUGUGUGUGUGCCUUUGUUUUCUUUUUUUUUUUUCUUUAUUACACUAACUUAUCUCGAUGACUGUUAUCUUGUAUAGGAAUUGUUGCAUGCGACAGCUGAAGGGCUUUUGUUGUUGUGUGAUCCAUAAUGUAGGGGUUGUGAAUGGUAUAAAGGACAUUUCCCGAGUGGCGUCGUAGCCCGAACGCUAUACAGGCCAAGUUUUUGCUGCAAACAGCGACAGCGUGCCAUUGUUCUGUGCUGCCUUAUACACCUAUCUUAAAUGUAGGAACCAACUAGCAUAAACUUGCGUUGCUAUGUGCCUGAGUUUAAUAGCUCCCAAACCUUAUUUUCUCUUGGGGACAUUGCCAGUGUUCCACACCUGUGGUGCAGAUAUCGCUGUCGUGAAUGUCCGCACUUUUUUCGCUCAAAAACUCCAAAUGAAGACAGGAAUAAAAAAUAGAUUCAGUGCCCAUGCAGUGUGAAUCUGUCUUAAACUUCCUUCUGUCAUAAGGCCAGAGCUGUGAGCCUUGGUUCAGCAAGAGUUGGGUCGGUAUGGAAACCACUGCAGGAAUUGGACAAGGACAGAAGCUGAGGCACAAAAAUGUGUACAAAUGUGUACUGUUCAUUAAAGAUUUAUUUUUUGGCGAAGCAGUUUGUAUGCCGAAACGAAAUGUCGAACACAGUUAAUAAUAUAUUUCUUUCUUUUUUUAAACGUUAUAGCACACUCUGGUACAAGUGGUACAAGUUGCUCAUCUGUUGCCUUGUCCGAGAAAAAGAUAGCUAUGCAUAAUUUUUUUCGUACUGCCCAUGCACAAUUCAGAGAAGAAAGAGAGCAUCAAAUCGACUCAACGUUUGUUAAAAAAAUAGGUCCGUCUUGUUCGGUACUCGGCUUCUGUUGUCCGAUUCCCUGAGACUUCGGGGUCCACCUCACCUCCAGUCAGUGCAUUCCUUUUCACUCUCUUGUGAGGCAUGGCUGACAGUGCCUGCCCGCAGUCAUUUUGACAAACACGAGCAGUGCGUCAUCUGUUGUACUAAAUCUAAAACAUACAGGAGGUUGUUUGCAUUUCUUUGAACCUCGGCGAAGCGCAGAAGUGUCACCCAUGGAAGUCCCGGUUUUUCCACAAAACCAGUUCGAGAGUCCUUGGUUUGUAUGCGGCAAGGGAAAGCUGGAGCCAGAAUUACCUCUGGUAUCCCAUCUUUUGCAUGAACAGUUUUCAAAGCCCUAAUACUAGCGUCGACACGCAGUGUUUAACACACAAUGCUACAGUGACCAGGGUUUGUAGCACUUAUUGAGACCCUCGGGCAUCAAAGUUCCAUUGCUUUAUUUGGUUUUCUUUUUUGCUAAGCUUAAAAGCUAGACAUCUGGCCAUUGUGCAGUCCGAAAAUCAAGCCAAUCCUAUCUUGUUGAAACAUUUUGUUGAGCCUUUCUCAAUUCUUUCUUUUGCAUGCAGUUAAGAAAAUAUUUAUGCUCAGUUGUUUAAAACAAUGUUCUGCUUUCAAGCUCCUCCGAAACCCUUUUAAAUUUUCUCCAAAAAAUACCAAUACAAACCUAGUAUUGUCCCUGAAUGCACAGUUGUGAUCUUCAAUGUGCAUUCUUUUGUGAGAGUAUCGUUGUACACCACUGAUAAUAAUCAGAGUUUCAGAGAUCCAAAGCACAGUGGACAUUGUUUUUUGUCCUUGACUAGCUUUCUUGUUUUUCAUUGCAAGAAUAUAUCGUGCUGCUGUUCACGUUUCACGUUAUGGCAAUGCAAUUGGGACAUUUUGCUGGGCCAACUUUUCUAACCAUAAUACCGAAUACUCCUGCUGCCGAGAAAGGUAGUUUGUGCACUUGCCUGAUCUGAUGCAUUUUGCCUAGUGAGAUGAAAUAAAAGGACCGAAUGGACGGGACAGCAUUGGUACAGCGAAAAAAAUACACUGCAAAGGACAUACAUGGCAGUGCUGACCUGCGACUAACAUUCGUUUAGACUGCCCCAGCUGUAUGUGUACCCUGCCGCAUUGAGCAACCAAAUAGAAUUGUGUGCAGCGCAUACACAUGCCUGAGCGUACCUGUCGUAAAAGCCACAUCCUUAAUUGUAUCAUUUGCAUGGUCAGCAAGAUGGCCAACUCGCCAAGACUGAGGUCCCAUUAAACGAAAGCGAGCACUUUUCUUCAAGUGGUGCUUUCACAUUGACACCAUUGUGUUGUACUUCAAUCGAUCUUUUCCAUUCUAUGUUUGUGAUAGAUAGAAUGUGGCAGUAAAGUCUUUGUUCCUCUUCACAUUGCAUAGCAUUGCAUAACACUGCUUUUAUGAAGUCAUAUUUUAACUCUGAGUUCUCAGCAUUCCAGAAGGUUGUCGUCUGGUACUUGGGCCACAUCUUGGACCCACACCGAAAUUGGCAGUGUUCCCUAAGUGACUAAUCACUUUGGUGGAAUGGCGAGGGCACAACAGCACAUCAUUUUAUUUAUAAGUUGGGACAAGAGUGUGCGCAAAACAGUGAAUUUGGACAUACUGUGUUUUCGUACAUAUAAGCCGCCCCUGCAUACAACCCAUUGGUUAAAACAAAGUAUGUGUGUAACUUGUUCAGAUAGCCGUGGACAAUGAUGUUCGACUCGAUGACUUACAGUACACCAUAAUGAGGGAAAGAGAUCAUAAGGGUAGCCUGUUGGGAAAUUUUGUACACGGUUUUUUAGCACAGAAUUUCUUGAAAAUGCAGAGUUAAUAGAACGACAUAGGUAAAGUUGAAGGUAGGGCACUGGGCUUAAGACAAAUACACAUCAGCCAUUUAUAACCAUUACUCAAGCAUGGACUGGUGGUUCAUUUGUGUAGUGGUACAGUGUGGUACACUUCUGCCAUCUUGGAUGUUUACUGUAUAGACUCGUGCAAGGGCCCCCACCCAUAACUUUGUGGCCUAAAAUUUGGUUUAAAAAAAUCCAUCUGAGAAGCAAUCCCGUUUGGUGCCCCGAUGCCACUCAUGCACAUCAUUGAAUUUUCAUGCACUGUGCACUUCCGCGAAACCCCCACUAGAUGGCGAGAGCUGUGCGUUGACCUCUGAUGCAAUGGCACAUUUGGGGAUCUGGAGUGUGCCGGCACUCGGCAGCAUUUUGACCCAAACGUUCAGUCCCGUGUAAGGGCCGCACCUUGUCAAAAUUGUGGUAGAAAAAGUGCGGCCCUUGCACGAAUCUGUACAGUAUCUAAAUGGCGAGUGUAAAAAAAAGAUUAUCGUAGGAAGAACGUAACCAGAAAAAACGUGCCUCGCAAGGUAAUCAGAUGGCAGUGUACUUAUGUUGUUCAGUGCUUUUCAGAGAUAUGCUUUCAAAUAAUUACUGAUGCUGUGAAGAAUGAAGGUGAGAGCACCAGUGUGCGGGGAAUCUGGCCAAUAUGAACUAGUCGCUUCCUUAAUCUUUUUUACUUUUUUUUGCAUGCCAUAUGUAAACAAUCAUUCUGCUGUAUAUAUUUGUGGGUUAAUUAUAAAUCUGGUGUAAAGGAAACUUAUUUUCCUGUACUUCACUAAUUAGUUUAAGCACUUGCCAGAAGUAUGUGCACAGCCACAAGUAUUCACCUUUAGAAUGCAUCCAUGCUGCCUUGGUCAUCUAAAGCUGCUAGCUGGGUGCAGUGACUAGUGAACGUAUAUAAUUGACAACUAGUGAGUUUUCACCUGCUUCUGCCUGCGAGUCCACACGACUUUCUCCAUGACUGCCAGAGCUUCCAUGUCUUUCCGCGGCUGGAGGAAAGCUCUGGCAUUGUGCAGCCUUGCCUGUGAACAGAAUGGCCGAGACAUAUCCAAACGAGCAACGCUGUCACUGGACAGAAGUGGGAGAGCGCAUUGUGUUGCUUUGUGUGCACUCAAUACUGAGCGCAUGGGUUGGCCUCGACGCGUAAAUAGUGCAGUCUUGUAAAUGGUCUGCUGGAACUUAGCCCAUCAUUUAUUGCUGCAUACUGCACAUUGCUUGUCCAAUUGCUGCAUGUGUUCUGUGGCUCCUGGUGCAUCCAUCCAUGCCUGGCCCUAGCCAGAACCCUGCACGUGCCGACGCACAUUUGCACGAAUACCAACUUUAUAUUUUGUUCUUGUAGCUUCCAUCCUAAAGCUGAUACUAUCGUAUUGGGUGCCACACAGCAAACAUAAGAACCACUUUUUUCUUUUUCUGCUGCUGUGCAAUUAAUCACCACAUGUCUAACCCAUGAAAGAAAAGCAUAACAUUUUUAGCCUGCGGGUGAGGAGGAGAAAAUGAUUGACCAAACUAGAAAUUUACAGGUGUUUGUUCUGCAAUGUCUAGGUGUCUAUCUUUUGAGCCUGUAACUGUGGUUGCAAUAUACAUCAUCAGGUCACAUUAUAGUCACCGACAGUGCAUCUCUUUAAAUUUUGUUGAGCACUUUAUAAAGUUAGCUUCAGCAUUAUAACUUUCAGUGCAGUUUCACUCUGAUGAAGUGCUCUCUGUGCCUAGGCUGUUGGUGGUAGAGAGAGUUGAGAUAAUUUUGAUCUGGCAUGUUGGGGCAUGCCAACCCAUGCGAACGACUUGCUUUAUUUAAAGCAUCUCUGCUAGGUGCAAGAAAGUGAAAAAAAUAAAAGCCUUCAGUUUAGCACUUCAUAAUGUUCUGAAGUGUGGCACCAAGGAGCACAACAGUUCAUGCCUCACAAGCUGUUUCUAGAGAAGCCACUGUUCUGAAAUUGCAGGGUUCUUUCCUGCAGUUCUUAAGGUAUUCAAUGAUAAUGUGGUGUGUGCGACUUCUGAUGUGCAAGCUGCUGACGGCGUUCAACUGAUCAUAAUUGCUCAGAUUGUGCUGUUGAAUCUUUCCUCUCAAGAAGGUUGUGGCAAAAAUGACUGCUCUUGCUUCAGGGCUCUCCAAGUCCAGUGCUUUGCACUCGAGGUGAAAUGCUGCCAGCUCGGAGGGUGCUACACUUUUUGAGAAGCCAAUGUUGUUCUGCUAUUCUAUUUAAGCGCGAUGAUGGACGUGCAACGAUGCGCUGACAAAUUUUAAUCAGUUCUCUACAUAAUCCUUGGAUACAUUAGUUCUGAAAGGUGGAUUAGUACUAUUUUGCAAUAGUAGCACAAUUUUAAAAUUCCAUUGUGACUAACAGUGGCACUUGCUUUCAUUUGCUGCCAGUUAAAGGUGCAGCUAUAAGUAACCAUUCGCGAUUUCUUCAAAUGCAAGACUAAUUUGGCCAUUUGAACCAUUAUUUUGCUGUUCUAUGAGAAUACGCCACUUCUGUCACCUUCUUAAAGCUUCCCUUAGCCCAAGAGUGGGCUAACCACUAUAAAGUUACCACUGGAAACCAAGUUUGUAGGGGUAGCUCGUAAAAACAGCUUGUCUCUCUUAAACGUUUAAGUUUAACAGUUCAAUUCUUGUUAUUCUGCGGCAGUUUUUGUCCUGUUUGGAUUGCAGAUAUUCAAGAUGCCCACAUUCUAUUUUGUGUAGUAUUGAUAAUGGGUAAAACCUUUGCAGCAUUGCUUUGCUGGCAAGUGUGAAAUUGUAAUUUCGAUUGAAAGAAGCGAUUUUUCUACCAAACGUGUGUAUAGGAGUACCAGGAAGUACCUGUCUCUACUGGUUGAAUCGCUGGUUUGCCGAUACUCGUAAUUUUGCGCAGAUGUGCUAUUUCGUAGUGCAUGCAGUUUAAUAUCACCAUCAGUUGCUGUACUUGUCUGUUUCCUUCAGACAGAAUCGUGAGUCUGUGUCUGCAGUGAUGCAACAGAAUGGGUGUUGAUUUCACUUCAAUGGAAAGGUAGCGUCAUCUGUCAUUGUUAGCACAGCCUCCCGUGUCUGGCCAUUACAGUGAGAGCUGGCGCCUCUGUUUCAUUCUGCUUUAUUCUUUUCUUUUGUCUCCCAUACUUCUGACUCAGUCCAGACAAAACAGGCAAGUACUGGUACUAAACUGCAUUCACCAUGAAGUGCUGCUUUUGUGCAAAAUUUGAGAUCAAAUGUGUUAUGUUAGCAGGAGCAGUGACAUACACCUGACCUUCCUAUUCAUGAAGCAUCCGGUACACUAAGCAGGUUCAUUCUUAGGCGAGACCUUUGUUCUGGCGGCAUUACACUUGAACCAAUGUAUGUUCUAGUCCAAAUGCACAGAGCAAUAAGAGCGAUUCCCUAGCUAGAAUUACCAGGCAAUACGCAGGAACUGCUGCUUUUGGUGGACACGACGUGCAAAUAAUCUGACAGGAAAAAAAAGUAUAGCCUCCAGAGCAGCCAUUUUUGCCUUUUUAAUCCCUUCUCUGUGCAGCUUGUCUCUGCCAAUCACUCAUCCUGCCUCAAGUUCCAAGUUUGUUGAGCCUGAUAAUUCUCCAUCGUGCACCAGCUGAUGAAGCCCUGCCACAGUCUGCUUCCUUCGCAGCUCUUGCAUUUGCUAUUCUCCACUUCUAGUAAUUCCACCAUACAUAUCCAUGCUUCUUCUACUAGCAGUGUGUGUGUGCGAGGACUGUACAGCGUGAAAACCUCUGGAGAGCCAGGGUUUUCAGGAAGGCUGAGUAUAGAUGUUGCACUAUGCAUUCUUGCAGUAUGAUUGCAUAGUUCUCAGAUUUAAAGAAAUGCACGUUGGAUGUGAUGAUUGUUGCAGGUAUGCUGUCUGUUCGACUGUGCUUUAUAAAUUUCAUUGUUUAAUAAAAACAAGGUGUUGACACUGGAAGAGGCAGACGUGAGGCAAUCUCAGUGUGUAGUAUGCCAUUUCAUCUGGCACAUGUUGCAGGCGGGAUUGCCAGGGGGAAAUACAGCACAUGUAAGUGAAGCAUACAUGUUCGCUCACUUUGUGUGCUUCUGGUUCAUGUAGCUGUUGUGCAAUCUGCACACUUCGCAAUAGCUUCAACCAGUGUGCUUCGUUAGGCAUCGAAUUCUGCUUUGGCGUCUGUGCUGCUCAGACACAGCUGUGCCAGCCCUAAGCAAGCGUUACAAUGCUAACCACACUUGCAGGGUUCUUGUAUUCAGCCCCUUUCUUGUUGCAACAGGCGAAAAAAAAAAGAUAAUGCCAGACUUGCUACAGCCUCGAUCCCUCUACUGCACGUAAGCAGUUGGAACAGGCCCCUGCUUCUUCCACUUUUCUCGCUGCACUUUGCGUUCACUUAGGGGGUUUGUAAAGUGCUCCCACUCUGUACUGUACAGACUCUGCCAGAGCUUUCAUGCAAGCCUAUUUGUCUUCAGCCAGCCCCCAAUUUCGGUACCUUGGGUGCUUAAAUUAUUCAAAUGAGGGUAGCCGUACAUUCUAGAAAAUAUGCAGAUCAGAUCUUCAGAUGUUCAACUCUCUGAAUUGCAAACGAUCUAUCUCUUCCUGUUUGCCCGUGAGAGCUACUCAAAGUUAGCUAAAUGUGUGUGUCUGUGUCAUUACAUUGCAUGCAUUACUUACAAACUUGUUUUUUUCACAACUUGACUGCAUAUUGCAGGAAGUUAUUAACUAUGGUGAAACUGCUACUACUAUUACUUCAUAUGGAAGGAAAGUGACCUAGUUCACAGUGCGUUUUGUUGUAGAGUGUCGGCGGGACUUAAGUCUGCCGGAGCAUGUCUGGCAAUACUAGUGAAAGGCGCCUUUUAGUAACAAGGAGUCAAUAAUGCAAGACUCAGUAAAGCAGUGGACUGGGCUGUCGGUGUAAUGUGGUAACUGCAUUUAGUAAAACAUUUGUUUGUGGGUGCUCCUUGUUUUGUUGUGUUUUUGAAACCUUACCAAGCACAUUUAUUUCGUUAUAGAUACAUUACUCUUGAUCUGUACUAAAACAGCAGUGUUGACUGCAUACAAACAUAUUAAAGCAUUAAAUAAUCCUCCACAGGUUGGGUAAACAAAAUCUAAGUUCUUCAAGGCUGUAUGUGUGCUUAAUAUAAAAGGCUGUCAUUAAUUUCAGUGGCUUGUGCCGUAUUUUAACAAUAAGGCUAACCUCUAGUGUUCAAUAAAGCAUGAAUUCUUUUAAGUUUUUGAACUACUGUCAGAAAUUGUAAAACACGAACGUUUUUACAACGCACACAGUGUAGCUCCUUGCUAAAGCAGCUAGGCGUGCCAAGAUUUCCUGCUUUCGUAGUCGUUGGCUUAAUACUCUUGUGAUUGACUGUGAAAGUGAAGUGUCGGGACGCUUGUAUAGAUCGACUAAAAUAUUACCUAGCCAGGACUGCAGUUAUUUGCUGUGGCCUUGCAAGCACAGUGACUCGGGCGAGUUCUUAUCGCACGAUUUGAUAUAACUUUCUUGAGCUUUUGUGUUUCACUUGCACCUUGAUGACAACAUCAUGCAGAGCAAGUGUGGUUAGCAUUUUACUGGCAAAUGUCCUAAGCGGUUGUAACUUGUACAAGGACAAUCUACUUGGUGAGCUGUCUGUGUCUGUACAGUCUAGUGCAAUUUUCAGGUAUUCAUUGUCAUUGCGGCUGCAUAUUUUUUUUUACAUUGGUUUUCGUCUUUCAUGGUAGCACGACGAGCGCACAGAGCACUCUAUCGCUCAAAACACUCAAAUGCUGCUGAAUCCAGUCUGUGCCAGGAAUGCUCUCUUACCGCCACAAUAUGUGAUGAACAAGUGAAAUACAAGUGAGAAACUGAAAUAUAACCCGUCUUACAAGUAUACUAAUAACUCUAAAAGGUGAGUUUGCAUUGUUACGUGCAUAACCGCCAAGAAUGAUGCACUCCUCGAGCUAGGUGUACAAACUGCAGUCGCACCGAAAUCGCGCGGAGCGAUGAAAGGGUAAAUAAGAACACGUUUCAGUUGGCCUGCUUCAUUAGUUCACGUGGACUCUGCGGAGACCUUAAGACGAUUUUUGAGCAAAUUUCUGUGUUCAACUCGUAACAUUGUCGUUGCUUGUUUUAAAGUAUUGGGAGCAAGAAAAUGUGUUGGUUGGGAAACUUUGUGCUUGGACAAAAGUCCCUCAUCCCAUUGGCUGCACUGGCACACGUUGCAGUUCUUCCACUGGCUUCAACAGCAUCUUGUAGAGUACAUCUGUUUGUUUGUUCUUUAUUUAACUUCGGUGUACAUAUAUACAUAUAUAUAUAUAUUCUAGAUAUACAUAUGUGUAAUAGCACUUGAGCAUCCUUUUAGACUUGCUCGACGACUGUGGCCAUGCAAUACUUGUCUCUUGAGCCUGCCCCUACACUUACCACAAACGAGUGACGACCUCUGCUCUUUAGGAGCAGGCAGCACGAAAGGUGGCGCAGGUGUAUUGUGAUGACUGGACGGGGACGCUGUGCUUUCAUUAGUCGCAGACAUGCCACUGCACUUGUCUUUUGGACAUCGAGUCCCAGCCUUUCCUUGAGGAGAAAUCACUGCUUGCGGUUGUUGCUGCAAGAAUUGUGGCUAAAUGCGCCACCCUCAGCAGGGCGACGAAACUCACCUAAAUCACUGUGACGUCGCAUCACCAACAGUGACAAGUGGUGGAACCUGUGGCUAGUGAUAACCACCGAGGGGCUUCGUUGGUUCUGCGGACACUGGCAUAUAAAGUGUACUACAACAAGCUGCCAACAGGAGCAGACGUGCUCUACUCUUGCUUCAGAUAUGGCCUUUUGGACAGAACAAUUUUUCUUUCAUGUUACCUGUUGCUUGACUGAGUGAAUUGCAGAAAACUUACCGCAUUGUUUUGAUUUGAUGUUCCAUUUUAUUUGCUUCAAUGUCUUGUGCAUCGCAAGUCAUUACUUGUGUAAACCAAUCAAUGUACUGUGCACAUACUGCCGUGCCAGAGUGAAACGCAAGCUACAAGGUGCACUUGCUAUGUUUGCCAGUGGACAUAAGUCCCUCAUCCCAUUGUAUGGUGGUAUUUUCUGUUACUUUUGGAGGCUUGAGCACACUAGUAGCUAGUGAUGCCACAUCAAGUAAUUCAGUGUAAUAGAUGUAUACUACUUCGCUUCUUCCAUUAGAUAUAAUGCUACAUUGUGUGAAUUAUACUGGAACAUCUGGCCCCAAGAAAUGUGUGCAGUUGUGCGCAUGCAUUGGCCACUCCAGGGCAGCAUGGCUUGCAAAUGCUUUGUUGAUGCCAUUGCCACGCUACUUUCUGCAAGGGCAGCAGGAUUCUUUCGUGCUCCUGUGUAAUCUUGUGUCCAUUGGUCACAACAAUAAGCAGAGCCAUCGACUUGCCACAAAUUGUCGCGCAGCAGUCUGUUACGUAUACAACUCGAGCAAUACCUCGUAGGAAGUCUCGCACGAUUCCGUGCAGACUGCAGCAAAGUGAUUGGUGUUGAUAUACUUGUCGGUGGCACAAAAAGCACAGGACAGAUUAAAGGUACGUGCACUCAGAUGCGCAUUGUUAACGGGAAGUCUAUUCGGUUAAAUAAAUUGCUGGCAGCACUUGUCCUCUCUGUGUGUUGUUCUCGUUGAGGUCAUUGUUUUUGUGCACAGGCUAACCCAGCAGCAUGGUCUUAACGAAAACUGAUAUAAAGGUACGGUCACAUAAUUGCCUGUAAGCAUAGUCCAGAAUCAUGUGACCAUAGCUACAUAAAAACAAAAUGGGGUUUGAGGGCUGUGCACCAAUUUGUUUGUUCCUUUUGUCUGUCCCAUGUUUUCUGCACCGUUCACAAGUGUGCAGCAGUGCCUGGCAGAAGCUAGUGUGCCCAGUGUUGUGCUGUCUAGUCGGACAUCAUCUCUUGUCUGCAUCUGUGAACUUGCAGCCUGUGCAGCCAGAGUCUCAGCAGCACGUGCAACUGGACAAGGUUGCCAGGCUGCGUUGCGUCUCCAGAACAAUGCUUUCACAUGCGUCUCGUACAUCUUUGCCCGGCCAGCCUAGCUCUUUGUUCAGUCCUUGCUGCUAACUCGUGCCUGUGACCUUCGUGUAUCGAAAUCGGUGUAAUGAAACAACCCUGUGUAUAGCAUCUCUACCUAGAUUUGUACAUACUGUGGACUGAUCAAUGCCAACUUAGCUGCAUAGCAUUCGUAAUCGGUUGGGGCCUGUUUUGUGCUAGCUUAUUAAGUGUGUCUUGUGCAUUCCGACGACACUGGUACGGGGCUAGACAAUUGCAAAGUAAUGGUACCAGUGCUUUCAACCCUACUGCCAUUUGUGAUGGACCGCUGGGUGUCAGAUGGACUUUUGCCUAUACCAACUCCAAACGUGCACCUAGGUUCAUAUUCUGUUUUGUGUUGUUGUUGUUGUUCUUUUUUUUUCUCCUUUUUGAGCUUGCAAUUCAGUGGUGCUCUUUUACAAAAAACAUGGAAACGUAGUUGCCUUGUUUGCAGUAAAGUGACUAAUGUGAAACAUAGUAUGUACUGAGGAAGCAAACCCACAUCUUUUUAUUUUUUUGUGCAUGGGCACCUGCCUUAGUUUUUCAUUUCAUUUUUGCUUUGCAGUACAACAGUAACUUACAGAAUUUCAGCACAUUUUCCAAACUGAAGCCUGCAUUUUGUCACAGAAGCAGGACAAAGCUAGCUGCGAGGAACAUACACACACGUAACUGUUGCUUGCAAAAUCAUAUUCAGCAUGGAAUAUGUAGCUUGCAAUUGCACACAAUUGCAGCCUUGUCUCUGCAAAGGAAAGGAACACGUGCAGUGUAGUGUCUGUUUUGUGGGCAUGAAAAAAUUAUUCCCAGCUCACUGAAUUAAUCUUCUUGCUAAGAGAACUGCUAAACCUACCACAAGGUACCAGUUACCAUGAAAUCUGAGACAGACAAGCUGUGUUGGCAUCCUUCUGUACUUCUGUGGCCACUUUAGAGUAACCUGUGAUUCAUAUUGAAGGGGAAGACUUUCACCCAGCCGUAUGUAGCACGAACCUCCAAAGGAAACUUGUACAGGUUUCUCAAAAAGCUUCACAGUUGAGGAAAAAUUUAUCCUGGUCUGGGAUUGGAACCCAGCACCAACGCUUUUCCAGUGCGGUGGCUCUACCUCUCGGCUAACAAGGAAGCUAGCAGAUCGCAGCGUGAGAAUGAAUUAAUCUACAACUCUGAGUGCAGGGACACAAUAUGGCAAGUCAGUUUUGCGGAACUCCGAAAUGUGGAAGAAGUGUCGUGAAGGAAAAACUGUCAUCCACUCAAAUGUAGCACAAAGCUAAAGAGGAACAGGUCCUCCAACUUGCAAGAUUCCGCAGAACUGACUUGCCAUACUGAAAACAUAAAAAAUUAUUCAGAGAAGUCUGGACAUCGUGUUGGGUUGCCAUUCAAAAUGAAGGCUGAUGGGAUUGGUCGAUGUAUGGUUUUCUAUAUGUGCAUACUCCCAAGCUGUGUUUGACAUGAACAUGCUCAGCAGGGAACGUUUACGACCUAGACUAGGGCUGACCACAUACACAUUGGUGUUAAGCAGGGUCUCAAUGGGAAAAGGCCAACAAGGCUUGCAUCGAGUCCUCAAUAACAUAAACAUAAUACAUUUUCAUGAAGGGGAUCGACCAUACAUCAAGAAAUGAGACGGAAAAUAAACUCUGAAAUUUGCGAACAGAAAGAACUGCUAUAGAAGUGCAACAAAUUCUAGUAAUAAAAUAUUAAUAUGUGACAAAGCAUUAUAACAGAGGCUGGAGAACUAGAAAAGCAACACACCAGAUGCUUUACUGAACUUGAGUGCAGCACAGCACAAAAUGGUAAUAAAUUUAAAAUGGGUAAUUUGCAAAUAUUCAGAGAAUUGAAAAAAUUUUUCGUGCUAUGGCGUGAAAUGGCUGUUUGUCUUGAGCAUUUCCUGCCAAGCACUUCAUUCAUUGGUUUGCACUGAGGUUGCUACAGGUGAAGCUGAGCUUCGGAGCUUGCAUCUAUUGACAACCUCUUGUCAUUUUGUACGACUUAUUUUCACUGUAAAUAUUUUGCUUUUUGAGAAGCCUCUGAAAGCGGUGGGGUAACGGAUUAUAGAGCAAAAAAGGGAUCUGCAUACUGAAGCAGGCUCCACAUUUCUUUGGUGUAAAAAAAAGCACACAAGUUUAUAAACAAAACAUUAUGCCUGGUGGUCCAGUAGGAUGACACCUGUCAACAUUGAGGGAAGAGGUUUUUAUUUUGCCUGGGAAAUUUGUCAGUUAACUUUGUGUUGGGAGGGCUUUAAUCACAAUGGAAUCAUUUGUGUGUUUGUACAGUAGACAACAUGUGAAACGUGACUUCUCUAUACAUAUAUGUAUAUGUAGAGCCUUUUGGUACUAAAUAAAUUAAUUUUUAUAAUGAU
Molecule: messenger RNA, 17174 nt
Organism: Dermacentor andersoni
Lineage: Eukaryota; Metazoa; Arthropoda; Arachnida; Ixodida; Ixodidae
Product: USP6 N-terminal-like protein
Biological process (GO): regulation of GTPase activity
Molecular function (GO): small GTPase binding; GTPase activator activity
Source: RefSeq, a predicted model, not a curated record